Fusarium verticillioides 7600 is the source of this 666-nucleotide messenger RNA. RefSeq lists its product as hypothetical. NCBI's taxonomy places the organism in Eukaryota, Fungi, Ascomycota, Sordariomycetes, Hypocreales, Nectriaceae. Bases 1 to 666 code for a protein of 221 amino acids. Gene Ontology annotation, biological process: proteolysis. Gene Ontology annotation, cellular component: extracellular matrix. Gene Ontology annotation, molecular function: zinc ion binding; metalloendopeptidase activity. The transcript has a single exon. The record is from RefSeq and is a predicted model, not a curated record.
AUGUCGCCCCGAGACUACGCUCCAGCUCAGCUGCUAUCUCUCUUCACGUCAUCCGAGAAUGACUUUCAAGUUGAUCACAUAACUGACCAACUCUCUUACAACACGCUGCCGAAGUAUCCUUGCUUCACCGAGAUAUAUCUAGCAACGAGCAUCCACGACAUCCAGGUGGGACAUGUCAAUGCGCUCUCGACGCCUGUGAUUCCCAUUUGGAAACCCGGGUCUACCGUCACCUACACCAUCGAUAUUGGAACGUUCCCUAGUCAUGUUCAUGUGGCGACUGCUACCAUUGCUUUGGCUUCUGCCGCUCAACAGUGGAAUGAUAGUCUUAUCCCCGUCAACUUUCGCUCAGCUGGGCCAGACGAACAUGCCACUUUCGUCCUUAAAUAUGGAAAAAGAGCAGGCAAUGUCGGUGUCCUAGCGAGUGCAUUUUUGCCUGACCAUUUCGACCCAACUAUGUAUAUAUACCCUCUCGCCUUCACGACAUCGUAUCGCAGGGACAUGGACAAAGUCUUCCAGCAUGAGCUUGGUCACGUUUUGGGUUUGAGACAUGAGUUCGCCGCGACUUCUGGAACGCAUUCAGUUCAAAUCGGAAGCAGCAACUCUCUGUCGGUCAUGAAUUAUCACAACGACUUGAACUUUGGCAUUCAACCUUCUGAUGUCGAGUGA